Molecule: messenger RNA, 4206 nt
Organism: Chrysoperla carnea
Lineage: Eukaryota; Metazoa; Arthropoda; Insecta; Neuroptera; Chrysopidae
Product: lateral signaling target protein 2 homolog
Exons: 4
Coding region: 97-2931 (944 amino acids)
Cellular component (GO): early endosome membrane
Molecular function (GO): metal ion binding
Source: RefSeq, a predicted model, not a curated record
GUGUUUAAAUAUUUAAGUUUUUUGUUGCUUUGUAUGGUGUUAUGAGAAUAAAUGUGAUUAUUUUAUUGUGCACUACAUGUGUCCUAAAUACUAGAUAUGACAAUGGAGUCGUUAAGAAAGUGGUUUUACAAGCCAAAGAGAGAUGACAAAUCUUUAUUAGCACAGUUUUUCUUUGCUGAUGAAGAUUUAAACUUAAUUGCAAGUGAAUUGGAUAGUUUCGAUGGUCGAAGGGAUCCAGAACGAUGUACAACAUUAGUGAAUCUACUUCGACAAUCACAAGAUCGAGUAUUAACUAUUACUAAUGCAAUUAUGGAUGUGUUAAUACCAAACGAGCGUGCAAAUCGAGAUUUUCGUGUAAAAUUCCCAGAGGAUGUUUUACAAGAGAACCUAGCAGGGCAACUUUGGUUUGGUGCUGAGUGUCUUGCUGCUGGUUCAUCCAUAAUGAAUCGCGAAGCGGAAAGUGCAGCAAUGCGUCCAUUAGCCAAAGCAUUAACGAAAAGUUUAGAAAAUGUUCGAAACUUACUGCGAGAAGCAUGCUUACGUAAUAACACUCCAAAUGGGCCACUACGUUUACCCAACAACGAAUUUAUAAGUGAAAGUUUAAAAAUUUUCGAUAAAAUUUUCGCAGAAUUCGAAUUACGAUAUGUAAGCGCAAUGGUUCCUGUAAAAACUACUCAAGAAUACGAGUUACAAGAACUAAUUGGUGUACUGUUCUCUGAGACGUUACAACGUGCAUUAAAAAUGAAUUUAUUAACGCAAGAGCAAGUUGAUGAUUACGACCCAGCGUUAAUGUUUACAAUUCCCCGUUUAGCAAUCGUUAGUGGUUUACUAAUUUUUCCAAAUGGACCGUUGUGUAUUGAUAAAUCUGAGGAACAUAUGUCAGAAAUGUUUCGACCAUUUAAGACUUUAUUACAUAAAAUUCGUGAACUUUUAUGGACGCUAAAUAAACGUGAACUUUAUAUGUUAGAAAAAUUGUUAUGUGAUAACGAACAAAUCAAUAAUUGUGAUUACAAAUCGGUUGUGACCAAUAACAACGUUGACGACGAUUUGGACGAAUUUGUGAAUCGGUUUUAUUCAGAUUAUCCCCUAGCGAAAGAUUUUGUGUCAAGUUUUUAUACAGUUACCAAUGCAUCGACAAAUUCCACAACAGAUUAUGCACGCGAAGCUGCCGAAUUAAACGUUCCAGAACCAAGCAAUGAAUCGUUAUAUCCCGAUUAUGAAACUAUUUCAGAUUCAUCGUUACCGCCUGACUUGGAACAUGUGGAAUAUUCUUCAAUUCCAACCUCCCCUCUAGAAGAUAUUAUAACAAAUGUUAUUGAAACGGUGACAUCUGUGAUGGCAUCGUCUUCAGAAACACCUACUGAAAAUUGGAAUCACCAAUCAGAGAAUAUUGAAAUACCUACUUCAUCAAAUUCGGGGUAUUUAUUAUCGAAUACCGUCGAACAUGAUAAUAUUUUAGCAUCAUUAUCGAAUCCAGAUCAACAGAGUCCACAGCGAGGGGAAAGUUUACCCGAUUGUGAUUGUCUGGAAACUAUUUCCGCUGCAACGGCCACACUUUCUACACUCCUAACUAAUCAAGACGAACCAGUUCUGGCUAAAUCUGACGAAGUGAAAGAAGACUGUUUAUAUUGUGAAGAAAUUAAGGAUAAUAAAAGGAUCGAAUGUAUAAAAAAUGACUUGUUGUAUUUGGAAUCACCAGGAGGUAUUGAUUCUGGGAUCUCAACGGAAAAUACAAGUCUAGAUCGAUCGCCUAGUUUAGAUUUAGUUACAACGACAAACAAAAGUUCUUCGACGUCUUCUAGUGUUGUUACUACAACAAAUACGAUGACUUCUUGCCAAUUUAAUAACAAUGGACAACAUCACAGCUCCGCAAUAAGCCCAGUUAAAAAUAUUGAAAUUAGUUAUACGGAGAAAAAAAGUAUACAAAAUAAUGACGAAAAUUGUGUUCGUGACCCGCCUGGUACAAGUAAAACGGUACAACGGCGUCGUGAAAUUUCACCUAGACUUAGAAAACGACAUCAUAGACAUCAUCAUCGACAUAGGCAAGUGAAUGGUGAUGGACAAGUAAAAGAAACGUUAAAUAUUCCAGAACCACCACCGGUUACAACAGUAAGCGCAACCCUAACCACUACAACGACAUCAUCGUCACAGGAUAAUUUAAGUGUGUGUAGUAGUGAAACGUCAACUUUUGAUAGUGAUUGUGCUGACGAUGAGGAAAUUGCUUUAGCUAUGCAAGCUGCUGAAAUUGCUAAUCGUAAUGAAGUUCGCUCUAAAUUUAGAUCAACAGAAGAUCUAUUACAUCGUUUAUUUGUUUGUAUCGCUGGAGUUGCCGAUCAAUUACAAACAAAUUAUGCUAGUGAUCUACGUAAUAUAUUAAAAGCUGUAUUUCUUAUGAAUGUAAAUAAUAGUAACAAUAAUAAUAAUGACGACACCACAACGACAUCACCAACUAACGAAAACGGACAAAUGUCUGAAUCGAUAGAAUACCGUGCAUCGGAAAGUGACAUCAUUCCAAGUGAUGAAUUCGCAAUCGAUCCAAACAUUCUAGCACAAGAAGCAUUAUUCGACACAAAUGUAUAUUUUCAUAUUGAUGAACCAGGACACCAACAACCGUCUGAAGAUGAUUCCCAUCUUGAAGAUGAUAUUCAAUCCGGGAAUCCUACAAUUCAAGUCACAUCUUCAUCACAAACCACAACUCCAUCGGAUGACCGUCCUCCCGUAUGGAUACCAGAUGUUCAAGCACCUAAAUGUAUGUCAUGUGAAGCAAAUUUUACGGUUGUAAAACGUAGACAUCAUUGUCGUAAUUGUGGCAAAGUAUUUUGUGCUCGUUGUUCAGCUAAUAGUGUGCCUUUACCAAAAUAUGGUCAUCAUAAACCGGUUCGAGUGUGUAAUAAAUGUUUCAUGUAUCAUUUAACACCGUUUACGAUGUGAAAAGACUUUGGAUCAGCAAAAGAUAAGCGUUCAUAGAUUUACUAGCUAGGUAGAUAGAUAGACACAAAAAAACAAAGUAUGAUUGUUUCUUUGGAAAAAUUUAUCAUUUUUUUUAUUUUAUUUUAGGGAGAUAAUUUCUUUUAUUUUUUAAAUUGUUAUUUUUGUUGUAUAUUAAGACUUAAAACGCACAAGUACUGUAGAUUUUUAAUUUUAAGAAAAAAAAAACGUAAAAGUAUAGAACGUUAAUCAACCGUACAUAUCCGAGAUCAGAUAUGUCCAAUGCAUUCCGUGUCUGUUACAGCCGAAGGAAAAAGGAUGCGGCUUCAUUCCAUUUUACUCAUCUUCCUCUCAAGUAAUCAUCCAUCACGUAUCUAACUUAUACAGGCUCCUUGAUAAACUCUGAUAAAUUUGUAGUAUUUUUCACGGACUCACUGAGAAAACUGCAGCAUUGGGAUCCCUUUUCAUGGAUGUACUAUUAUUGCCGUCAUCAAGUCAAAUAUAGUUGGAAAUAGUCCUUCCACUCUCAAAAUAAAUAAUCAAAUAAUAAGUUCAUUCAGAUUAAGUUCAUGUCAGACACGGAUCUGACUCGAGUUUUCGACCAAGAGAAUAGUUUUUACGAAAAAUGUCUUUUUUCAAAAAAAUUAUAUAUUUUGAAAAGUUAGUAACAAAACAUAUUUGUUACUAAUGUAUUUUUUUAUUGCAGCAUUGAUUGUCUUUGCGGACGUUUUUCCAAACAAAGUAGUUCGCUGAAAACCAUUUCCGAAGGAAAUGGUUUGAGGAUGACUUGAGGAAGCAAAAUUUUCGUGUUCCGACAUAUUGAACUCUAAAAGUGUACUUUUAAGAAUCAUCUUUCUUCUUUUCCCACUAUAAAAUACAUCCAAACAUACUCGCAUACUUUUCUCAUAGUUAAUAGUUUUUCAAAUGUAUCAUUCCAUUUUGUUUGGAUGAAAAUUGUAUUCAUGUCUGCGAUGAAUCAUAGAUAGCUCGAGGUGAUGACCUAUGGAGACAAAUUUUAUUUCAUGACCAUAAUGAAAUCUGAAUAUCAAAAGAAAAGAGACUAUCAACUGAGAUCUCGUUACUCUGAAUGUUUUUCAGUCGUAAUAUAGUAGAAAUGGCCGAUGUCUGAUAUUUAAAAUUGAAUGUCUACAGUACUCGCCGGAUUCAGGUCUUAGAAUCCUUUUUGUUGUUGUAAAAUAUAAACAGUGGUUGUGUUUCAGCAUAGCUUUUUUCAUUAAAAGCGAAAAAGAAAUUAUCUUAAAAUUUUUUUUACCACCU